AAACGGGGGCAGCAGCUGAAAGACGUCGCUCGCGCUGCUGUGCUCGAGGAGAGGGAGAGAACCGAGGGGGUCUCGUGAAGGAGAGGCGACACACAAACUUGGACAGGGCAGUCUAGGACAGUGAGAGAUGCAGUGAAGAGAAAGUGACACUCCUCAGGUCAAAGGGUAAAGUCAGCAGGAAGUGGAGGUGCAGGAUGCAGUCACAGGAGCAGCCGCUGGCCCUCACUGCAGUGACGUCACUUUAUUCCACCAAUGGGAAAGAGGAAGAGGUGAACACAGAUGCAGAAUCCAUGGAGGAAGAGGUGGAGUUUAACUGGGAGGAGUACAUGGAGGAGACGGGGGCUAAUGCCGCCCCUCACACCACCUUCAAACAUGUGGAGGUGAGCCUGCAGAGCAGCUUCCAGCCCGGCAUGAAGCUUGAGGUGGCCAAUAAGAGCAGCCCGGACUCCUACUGGGUGGCCACCAUCAUCACCACGUGUGGCCAGCUGCUGCUGCUGCGCUUCAGCGGGUACGGAGACGACCGCAAGGCCGACUUCUGGUGCGACGUGAUGACCGCCGAGCUGCACCCGGUGGGCUGGUGCACGCAGAACAACAAGACCCUCAUGCCCCCCGAAGAUAACAUUUACCUAAGAAAAGGCUCAGAGCUGCAUGCUUCCUCCUUCUCCUCUUCCUCUUUCACCUCUACAGGAAGUGACCUCACUGCUCAGUUGCCCUGCCCCCUAUUGCAUGUGACUCCUCUCCAGCUCAGCACUGUGUUCCUUAAAGGUUCCCUAUUGAACACAUUUGCUGAAUGCUCUCUCAAUGUUACCGUUGGUCAGAAGCAGAAGAAGAUAGCGGUGGUCCAGCCAGAAAAACCGUUGGCCCCGUCCCCAGUGUUAGAGCCGACUCCUGUCAUCUCCUGCCAGCCCGUCGCCAUGGAUCCAGGCUCAGCUAACGGCAGGUACUGCUGCUCAAAGAUUUUCGUCAACCACCGCUGUUUCUCCGGCCCGUACCUCAACAAGGGACGCAUCGCCGAGCUGCCGCAGGCUGUCGGGCCCGGGAAGUGCACGCUGGUCCUCAAAGAGCUGCUCAGCAUGCUGAUCAACGCCGCCUACAAGCCCGGGCGAGUCCUGAAGGAGCUGCAGGACCUGGAGGAUCAGAGCUGGGACUGCCAAGAGGAGACCCUCAAAGCCAAAUAUAAAGGGAAAACCUAUCGCUCCACCAUCCGCAUCGUGCGCCUCGCAGACCAGAUCGCAGACUUCUGUCGUAAAGUGUGCGUGAAGCUGCAGUGCUGCCCGAACCUCUUCAGCCCCCUCCUCAUCGCCGACAAGUGCCCGGAGAACUGCUCCGUCCAGACCAAAACCAAAUACACUUAUUACUACGGGAAGAAAAGGAAGCUCUCCAAGCCGAUGGCUGGAGAGGAGGCGACGGAGGCCAAGCCGACGCGCCGCAGGAAGAAGAGGAAAGCAAUCUUUGUGCAGAAGAAGAGACGCUCGUCCAACGUGGACUACACUGCAGCCGGCUCACCACAGGACAGUGAGGAGGAUGAAGAGAUGACGUUGCAGUCAGGCAGUGAAGGCACCAGCUCGGAGCCCCGUGAGGACCACCCUGACGGCUCCUCGGCGGAGGUGAACAGCAGCCGCCCCCGCCGCGCCGCCUCGCUGCGCAGGGCCUUCAGCACAGGGGAAGCUGCGGGGGGGACCGAGGCCCCCGAGGGCCGCAGGAGGUCCACGCGCUCACUGUCCACUUACAACCAGAACAAGUACCAGCCACCGGAGGGACAGGACAUGCAGAUGGACGAGGAGGAGGAUCAGCUGGUGUUGGACAGAAACCCUCUGGAGUGGAGUGUAGAUGAAGUCGUUCAGUUUAUAAACUCGACUGACUGUGCGUCUCUGGCCAACAUCUUCCAGGAGCAGGACAUUGACGGCCAGGCGCUGCUGCUGCUCACUCUGCCCACCGUACAGGAGUGCAUGGACCUGAAGCUCGGCCCCGCCAUCAAACUGUGCCACCAGAUAGAGCGCGUCAAGGUCGCCUUCUACAGACAGUUCGCCAACUGAUCCAGGAGCAGCACGACAGCAAGACUCGUUGGAUUAGGUGCCUCCUGGUGGAAAGUUGUGGAGCUUUUAUGGAUUUCCAACAUGCAAGAAAAGGGAUCUUUUUGGGAGCGAUUGCAUCGGAAAAGAACAAAUGGAGGAAUAUCCCCACGAGAAGCUGAAGGAUUAUUUCUGGGAUAAUGGUGGUGUCAAAAUGUGAUGGAGUACCCCACAGAAACGUCCGCCCAAAACACAUCGGAGUCAAUCGGAUUACUCAUCCUGUGAAAACGUUAUUAUGAGAGACUGAAGACUUUUGUGUUUAUUUCUUACUUUUCAUUUCCAUUAUAUUCGUGACAGAGGAGCAUUAUAGCAUUUAAGUGAAAAAAGAAUAAUGAUUGACCAUGAAGAGUUUUGGCCUUUUUGUGUGACAUGAUUGGAUAUAUUUGAAAGUAUUUAACAAACCAAGAAGUAAUAUAUUUGAAAUAUUUAUUGUUUUCCUUGUUUAUAAGGAGUUAUCCAUUGGGAUUCAGAGAAAAUAUUUGAUCAGUAAUAUAAUAAUGUCAACAUGAGCUCCUUUACCCCCAAAAGAUGUUUAAGUUAUUUCAGAUACAGGGUCUGCAUUCAUUUAGAUUCACACUUCAGUUUUGAGAGGAAUUCAGUUUGUGGUGUGACUCUCCUCUUGUUGAUACAAUCACAUGAAACAAUCAUGGAAACUAUUUGUGUUCAUCUAUGCAAAUGUGUUGCAGAUAUUUUUGAUAAGUAAGAAAAUAAAUUUCUAUUGAUUUGU
This is a messenger RNA of Notothenia coriiceps (black rockcod), 2799 nucleotides long. It is a transcript of the gene sfmbt2, whose product is annotated as Scm like with four mbt domains 2. The transcript has 16 exons. Lineage: Eukaryota; Metazoa; Chordata; Actinopteri; Perciformes; Nototheniidae. Gene Ontology annotation, molecular function: transcription corepressor activity; histone binding; chromatin binding. The record is from RefSeq and is a predicted model, not a curated record. Gene Ontology annotation, biological process: negative regulation of DNA-templated transcription. Bases 195 to 2036 code for a protein of 613 amino acids. Gene Ontology annotation, cellular component: nucleus.